AUGCCGGAUCCCGAGGACGCUCAGCUCUAUGAGAGGCAACAGCUCAGCAGAGAUCUCACAAUGAAGACUCUGGUCAACCUCGGCCUCCUCCUGGCUUCCCUCCUGGGUAAAGGCUCCUGCCUAAUCUGCGAGACCUGCAUCAGCCCCGGUGAAGGCUGCACUGGCCUGGCUCAUCCCUGCAGAAUGAAUGAAGACACCUGCCUAACCAUUGUGGGAAUGAACUCUUUGGGUGGUGAUGAUACUACAGAGACCCUCAAGACCUGCAUUGCUGCUGAAGAUUGCUAUUCUGGUUCCAUCAGUGUCACCACCAAUGCCGGGCUCCACCUUCAGAGCAUCUCUAGCUGCUGCCAGGAUGACCUCUGCAACCGUUGGGAACUGACUUUGCCGCCUACGAACCUCACCUCCAACGGAUUGCAGUGUCCAGCUUGUUCCGUCUUCGGUUCCAGCCGCUGCAAGGGGACUGAGAUGCUGAAUUGCACCGGAACAGACAAUCGCUGCAUCAUGGUAUCUGGGACACUGAAUGCCGGUGGUCUUCCCUCUACGUUCACAGCAAGAGGAUGCAGCACAGAGACGGCCUGCUCUUUGCCCCUGGGGACGGCCCUUUACUCAGCAGGAGUGAUCUUCAACCUCGACAAGGUGUCAUGCAGCCCGGCACCGAAAGCCACCGAAAGCCACUAA
Molecule: messenger RNA, 678 nt
Organism: Zootoca vivipara (common lizard)
Lineage: Eukaryota; Metazoa; Chordata; Lepidosauria; Squamata; Lacertidae
Gene: PINLYP
Product: phospholipase A2 inhibitor and LY6/PLAUR domain containing
Cellular component (GO): extracellular region
Molecular function (GO): phospholipase inhibitor activity
Source: RefSeq, a predicted model, not a curated record